Arachis duranensis is the source of this 651-nucleotide messenger RNA. RefSeq lists its product as uncharacterized. The transcript has a single exon. NCBI's taxonomy places the organism in Eukaryota, Viridiplantae, Streptophyta, Magnoliopsida, Fabales, Fabaceae. Bases 1 to 651 code for a protein of 216 amino acids. The record is from RefSeq and is a predicted model, not a curated record.
AUGCUGGAAACAUACCAACCAAAAGCACCAUUCCCUCAGAGGUUAGGAGGAGGUGAAAAAGGGAAAACAUAUUCAAGGUUUUUAGAGACAUUUAAGUCUCUCCAUAUCAAUAUUCCCUUUCUUGAGACUCUCCAGCAGAUGCCUACACAUAUCAAGUAUUUGAAGGAAUUGCUGAGCAAGAAAAGAGUUUUGAAGGGAGGACAAACUGUAAUAAUGAACAAAGAAUGCAGUGCCCUCAUCAAGAAGGACAUAGUCUCUAAGAAAACAGACCCAGGAAGUUUUCAUAUCCCAUGCAUCAUAGGGGAAACAAAAAUUGACAGAGGAUUCUGUGAUCUAGGAGCUAGCAUAAAUGUGAUGCCUCUGACUCUUAUAAAGAGGCUACAACUGAAUGAGGUGAGAUCCACUGAUGUAAUCAUACAACUGGCCGACAAAACUCAAAAGCAAGCUGUAGGGGUAGUUGAGAAUGUGCUGGUGAAAGUGGGAAAUUAUUUCUUCCCCACAGACUUUGUCAUUUUGGACAUGGAGGAAAGGGUGGUCAGGACCUUUUCUUGUCACCAAGGUUUCCCCUUAUGGACAUAUAGAAAUUAUGGAGGAGAAAUCACAGGAAACCUUCACUGUAAAUGGACAAAGGCUCAAGCACUAUCUGGGUGA